Messenger RNA from Ambispora gerdemannii, 555 nucleotides. NCBI's taxonomy places the organism in Eukaryota, Fungi, Glomeromycota, Glomeromycetes, Archaeosporales, Ambisporaceae. The record is from the annotation of a GenBank genome assembly.
AUGCAAAUCCCGCCACUCGAUAAAACAAGGCCAUGGUCACCAAGCGAAACUCACUGUCUAAACGUAACAACACCCAUCUUGGGAACAGAAUAUACACCCAAUGACAGAGUCCUAAUCAAAUGGCAUCUAUUUUCAAAAUGCGUCAAUUUAACAAACCUAGUUCGCAAUUUUACUCUAUCCCUUCACAAUGAUCCAGAAGUGUCUGGUUUUGUAAAGCCGAGUUAUAAAUCAUUAUAUGACGAGUUGAUAGCAUCAAAUGUGAAUUCGCUUCAGUAUCUUUGGACUGUUCCAUUUAUUCGGUCCGAUAAAGUCCAGAAUAUGAGUUUAUUUUAUAUCCAUGUUGUAACGUCAUCGUUCGUAGAAUAUGAAAAUCAUGCAAUUAAGCCGUUUGGUGUCACUGGUCCAUUUGGUAUCGAAGAAGUUGCGGCGAAAUUUCCCAAAACUUGGUAUAUGCCUCAAAAUACCCACACCAUUACGGAGUAUCAAACAAGCUCUACAACCCCAACUAGCGCAGAAACUGAAUCCGAACCUUCAGCAAAAACUUUAAUAAAGCAA